CUUAUUCAAUUACUAGGGUUUAUAUGAUAUCAAUUUCGCUUUCUGAUUUGAAUUCCUUAUUUGCUUGUUCGAUUGAAGUUUUCUCUUCUCUUUCGUUGAUAUUUUGCUGAAUUUGAUUGUAUAUAUUACUAUUAUUGCAUGUAAUUGUUGGCUAUUUUGUGGUUUCCCCAAUUUGAUGGUAUAUAUUGCUAUUAUUGCUUGUAAUUGUUGGUUAUUAUUGCCUGUAAUUGCUUUGACAUGAGUAGAAUACAAUCGCCAUGACACGUGAAAUCGAAUAAAUGCAAGUUUUGAACUUAUGAUACUUGGAACUUUGGAAGGGGUUUUGAAGCAGAACUUUCCUUGUCAUCAUAAACUGAUUGCUGAGGAACUUAGGUAGUGGCCAAUCUUGAAUGGCUUUUAUCGUCUUAGGUUGAAGGCAGUUAGUCUCUGAAUACUACAUGAAGGGUAAUUUGUAUUCAUAUUUUUAUUUUCUCCAUUAUAUUAUUGAUUUGCUGCCAAAAUAAUAAUAAUGAUUUGGUUAUUAUAAAUUUUGAGACAUUGUAAUUUGUUUAGAUGAUUCCAACAAUCUUGAGCAAUUGGGUUGAUGUAUAUUGUAUAAUGUUCAUGUGGAUGUAUUGGAUGUGUUGUAUUAGCUCUAAUCCUUUGGUAGCUUAUUCCCAUCAAGUAGUUUGUCUCUAGACUGCCUUGAAUCUGCUGCUCUUUUUUUUUUUUUUUUUUUUUUUUUUUUCUGAAGACUGUAAUGCAAAACUGAAUGCUAUUGAAGGCCAAUCUAUAGUUUUGCUGCUAGACAGUUCAUAUGAGCAGAGAGCUUAGUCAGAAUCUGAUUUCCAACUCUGAAUAAGGAGUUUAUUAUUUUGAUGUUAUUUGUGAUACUAGUGUAUAUUGAUACUAUUGUAUAUUUUUUGGACUAGUUUUUCAAGAUUUCUACAAUGCCCCGACUUAUGCGUUCCACAAGGAAGAAAAAGCUAAAACAAAUACAACUAGUUAUUUCAAUGAUUAUUAUUAUUUUGAUGAUGUAUUGGAUGUGGCAUAUGAUGUGUGUUGUUACAAUAAAGGGUGUUCAAUUGAAAGAAAGAAAAAGAAACAAAAAGUUGCUACGAAUGUUAGUUUUGAGAGGGCUUUAUAAAGAGAGUGAUGUGAAAUGCAAGAGUGAGCUUCGCGUUAAUAGAAGAACUUUCAAUAUUAUUUGUGAGAUGCUUAGAGACAUUGGGGGUUUGAGUGGAACAAAAAAUAUGUCACUUCAAGAGAUCGUAGCCAUGUUUUUAUACACGUUGGCUCACCAUAAGAAGAAUAGGUCUAUUGGACAAUAUUUCUUUAGAAGUGGAGAAACCGUGAGCCGACAAUUUUACCUUUGUCUAAGGGCUCUUCUCAAAUUACAUGAAGUAUUACUUUACAAUCCCACACCAAUAUUGGAUGAUUGUGAAGAUGAAAGGUGGAAAUUUUUCAAGGUAUUGGUCUUUUUUAAGCCCCUAAAUUUUGCUAGGAUUUUCUUAUUUUUGAUUGUAUGUAAGUAAUAUUUUUUCUUAUUUUUGUAGAAUUGUUUAGGGGCAUUAGAUGGGACUUACAUUAAUGUAAAUGUGCCUUCACAAGAACGACCAAAGUAUAGAACAAGAAAAGGAACAAUUGCUAUGAAUGUAUUGGGUGUUUGUGCACCCAAUUUGCAAUUUAUUUAUGUUCUUCCUGGUUGGGAAGGUUCGGCCCAUGAUAUGCGUGUACUUCGCAAUGCUCUCUCUAGACCAAACGGUUUUAGGGUAACUCGAGGUAAGUGAAGCUCAUUCUUUUGUGAAUGUAUAAGUUUUGUUAGUUUUGGUAGGUAGUAAUCCUUUCCUUUAAUAACUUUGAAGGUAAUUAUUAUUUGGUUGAUGCGGGAUAUACGAAUUGUGAGGGUUUUCUUGCUCCAUAUAGAGGUCAAAGAUACCAUUUAAAAGAAUGGACGGAUCGACAACCCAAAAGUGCCGAGGAGUUCUAUAACAUGAAACAUGCUAGGGCGCGAAAUGUGAUUGAGAGAUGUUUUGGCCUACUUAAAGGAAGAUGGAGUAUUCUUAGAAGUCCUUCAUUUUUCCCUAUAAGAACUCAUGGACCGAGAAGUCCUUCACUUAGAAAAUUCAUGCCUACCGAUGAUAUAAACGAAGAUGAAUUGAAUGAAUCCGAUGAUGAUUCCGAAAGUGAUUCCGAUGAUGAAAGGGAAUUUAUUACAAGUGUUGCUACUUCAGAUCAUUGGACCAAUUUUAGAAACAAAUUAGCCCAAGAUAUGUUUAAUGAUUGGAGGGCGAGAGGUAGACAUGGUCAAUAGCAAAAAAUGAUGGAGGCUAGCAAUCGAGGAAGAGGUAAAAAUAAAAGGUAUUGGACGUAUGAAGAAGAUGCGGUUCUAAUAAGAUAUUUGCAUGAGUUGAGUUGCGAUCCGAAGUGGAAGUGUGAGAAUGGGUUUAAGAAUGGUUACAUGAAUAAGUUGGAAGAGAUGAUCAAUGGUGUACUUCCUAAUUGUGGCUUGAGAGCGGUUCCCCACAUUGAGUCGAGGAUCAAGCAUUGGUCGGAGAAAUAUAGUGCAUUUGCAGAAAUGUUAUCCACCUCAGGAUUUGGAUGGGAUGCUGAAAAGAAAUUGUUGCAAGUAGACAAGGUCGUGUACGAUGAAUGGGUGAAGACUCAUAAGAAAGCUAAAGGGUUGUUUGGAGUUCCAUUCAUUCACUAUGAAACUCUUGCGGAGAUAUACGCAAAAGACAAAGCUACCGGAGAUGCAAGUGAGUCGUUUGUUGAUGCUAUAGAAGAAAUGGAUCAAGAGAUUGAUAAGCAACCAUUCAAUGUCCAGAGUGAUGAAGAAGAUGAUGUGAAUUCUACUCAUUCGGACACUUAUUCUUCUACAAGUCAAUCCGGAAAACGCCCCAUGAAGAUAGAGGAUGAUCAUAUAACUCCUUCAAAAAUGGCAAAAGUGAAGGCUUCUACAAUUCAUUCUUCCGCAAGUGAUUCUACUACUCAAUCCGGAAAACCCUCUAUAAAGGCAAAGGAGACUAAGGUGAAAGGAAAGAACAAGGUAAAUUUGAAGAGUUUGUGUAGGAAUGAUGAUGAUGAUUUGGUGGCCUCCCUCCGUGAUUGUUCCAACAAUUUUGGGAAGAUAUUUGAAAAUAUCAAUGUUAAUCUCGGGACUAUGGCUAGUGCAUGGUCUAAAGCGGAAGAAAGGGAGCAAAGGAUGGAUGAAAAGGUGAACAAGGUAUUGGACGAGGUGAUGAAGUUAGAUGGCAUUUCUCCAUCCGAAGCUUUAGAGGUUGCUACUAUUCUCAUGGCGGAAGAACAUAAGCUUCGCAUCUUCUAUCAAGCACCAUUAAAUAUGAAAAAACAAUAUGCAAUUGAUCUUCUUAAGAAGUAACAACUUGAGCAAUGUCUUUGUUUUUUUGUUAAACAUAUGCAACUUGAGCAAUAUAGGUUAUGUCUUAGGAUUAUUCAUA
Chenopodium quinoa (quinoa) is the source of this 3440-nucleotide messenger RNA. RefSeq names its product protein ALP1-like. The record is from RefSeq and is a predicted model, not a curated record. The transcript is spliced from 3 exons. The coding region runs from base 2300 to 3361 and encodes 353 amino acids. Lineage: Eukaryota; Viridiplantae; Streptophyta; Magnoliopsida; Caryophyllales; Amaranthaceae.